AUGUCGGCUCUAAGCAGCUGGGAGCUUUGCCUCAAGUACGCACUCUUCAUCUUCAAUUUCGUCUUCUGGCUGGCAGGUACGGGGGUGCUGGCUGUGGGCCUCUGGCUGCGUUUUGACACCAGGACAGAGGGACUGUUUUCAGGAGACGAGUCGCCUACAGUCUUCUUCACCGGUGUGUACAUCCUGAUUGCGGCGGGGGCUCUGAUGAUGGUGGUGGGCUUCCUGGGAUGCUGCGGAGCCAUGAAGGAGUCGCCGUGCAUGCUGGGAUUGUUCUUCUUCUUCCUGUUCCUCAUCUUCGCUGUGGAGGUGGCUGCUGGGAUCUGGGGCCUCUCCAACAAGGACAGGGUGGUGGAGGAUGUUACUGAGUUUUAUAAGCAGACCUACAACAACUACAAGGACACGAAACAGGAAGCACUGAAGGAGACGCUGCGUCUCAUCCACUUCGGACUGGACUGCUGCGGGCCCACAGGAACGGUGAUCGAUGCCGCUAAAGAUAUCUGCCCCAAGAAGGAAGGACUGGAGGUCCUCAUCACCACGAGUUGUCCGGCUGCCAUCGACGAGAUGUUCAACACCAAACUGCACAUUAUCGGAGGGGUGGGCAUUGGUAUCGGGAUCAUCAUGAUCUUUGGGAUGAUCUUCAGCAUGAUGCUCUGCUGUGCUAUUAAGAAGUCCCGGGACUUUGUCUGAACAAAAAAAAACCUGUGUUAAAUGUAUGUCUUCCCACACAACGGCUUAAGAGUUUAAAUCUGUUUAAUGAUCAUAACAGUCAUAUUAUAGUUUACUACCCGGAUCCAUACAGGAUGACCAUUCUGCGACAGUAUGGAUCCUCUUCAGUUGUUUGCUCUUCUUCUCUUUGGGUACAAAUGUAAUUAAUUUGCCCGGGAAAUUGAACACUUUUUAUUCUAGUACCAAUUAUAAUAAAUGUGCUACUUUUCAGUUUCACAGAGAGCAUGUCCGCACUACUUUUAAAGACGUUGCUGCCCUCUGGAGGACGUUGAAGAAAGAAUUUAGAAUAGUAUCGGAUCAAUUUAUGUAAAAUAUGUAUAACAUUGCCUGUGGUUGGUUUGUAAUCUGUAACAGGCUUUUUAUUUUGCAGCUAACUGGUUUUACUUUGUAUUUUAUGUUUGCCUGAAUUUACAUGAAUUUUGAUUUUUAUAAACGCAGAACUGUGGAGUUUUAUGCAAAUAUUUUUUGAUGAAUGCAGUUCAAAUGUAUCCUUAAAAUGCCAAAUAAAUUAACGAAUAACCACUG
Molecule: messenger RNA, 1251 nt
Organism: Trematomus bernacchii (emerald rockcod)
Lineage: Eukaryota; Metazoa; Chordata; Actinopteri; Perciformes; Nototheniidae
Gene: cd9b
Product: CD9 molecule b
Exons: 8
Coding region: 1-687 (228 amino acids)
Cellular component (GO): membrane
Source: RefSeq, a predicted model, not a curated record